AUGGAGACAAACGGUGUCGUUUCAAUUGGUGUUGAAGAUGAAGAGGUUCAUGUUCUGGCCGUUGAUGAUAGUUUAGUUGAUCGGAAAGUUAUUGAACGGUUGCUCAAAAUUUCAGCUUGUAAAGUUACUGCCGUCGAUAGUGGAAUCAGAGCACUACAAUUUCUGGGAUUAGAUGAAUCUGAUGGUUUUGUCCCGGGUUUGAAGGUGGAUCUAGUCAUUACAGAUUAUUGCAUGCCUGGAAUGACUGGUUAUGAGUUGCUUAAGAAAAUCAAGGAAUCGUCCACUUUCAGAGAAAUUCCUGUAGUUAUUAUGUCUUCUGAAAAUAUUUUGCCACGCAUAGACAGAUGUUUGGAGGAAGGUGCAGAGGAUUUUAUAGUGAAGCCAGUGAAAUUAUCUGACGUAAAACGUUUGAAAGGUUACAUGACAACAAGAGAUGUUAAAGGGGAAAUCGAAAACAGAGAAAUUAACGUUAAAGUUAACGGUGACGUUGAAGGUAACGAUGGAGUGGUAAUCAACAACAAAAGGAAACUAGAGGAAGCAUCUGAUGAGUUUUCAUCAGAACCGUCCAUUUCAUCAUCAUCGGUGUCACCUUCAUCGUCUCCUUUGUCUUCUUCACCCGAUGUGCUUGAUUCUCCGAUCCGACGGCUUAAAAUGACCGACACCGAAUGA
Messenger RNA from Lathyrus sativus (Indian pea), 669 nucleotides. Lineage: Eukaryota; Viridiplantae; Streptophyta; Magnoliopsida; Fabales; Fabaceae. The record is from the annotation of a GenBank genome assembly.